CGCGGCGUUUCCACUUGGGAUGUCAUACGAAAACAACCAGGAAGAAUCGCUGAUAACUCGUCUCCUUCUCAGAGUUGUGAUGCUUAUUAUCAUUACAAAGAAGAUAUAAAAUUGCUGAAGGAUUUGCAUGUAAGGUCACGCAUUAUCGUUUCUCAAUUUGUUGGACAAGAUUACUUCCUUAUGGAACAGUUGACAAUAUAA
Cylicostephanus goldi is the source of this 201-nucleotide messenger RNA. The record is from the annotation of a GenBank genome assembly. NCBI's taxonomy places the organism in Eukaryota, Metazoa, Nematoda, Chromadorea, Rhabditida, Strongylidae.